CUCUUCAAGCUGACCCGACUUGCUUGUUUGACUUGAUUGCCUUCUGAAGAUUCAUCAUGGUGUCAAUGGGACGUCAGAUGCUGGGCUUUGUCCUCGGCAUCAUCGGCUUCAUGGGGACCAUCUUGGUGUGCGCCCUCCCCAUGUGGAAAGUGACCGCCUUCAUUGGAGCCAACAUCGUCACGGCGCAGAUCAUCUGGGAGGGCUUGUGGAUGAACUGCGUGAUGCAGAGCACAGGUCAGAUGCAGUGUAAGAUCUACGACUCCUUGCUGGCGCUGCCGCAAGAUCUGCAAGCCGCUAGGGCCCUCGUGGUCAUCGCUAUCAUCGUGUCCGUUUUGGGAGUCAUCCUUUCCGUCGCUGGGGGGAAGUGCACCAACUUCAUCUCGGAGGAGCGUGGCAAAGCUAGAGUGGUCAUCGCCGCAGGGGUUGUCUUCAUCUGUGCUGGCGUUCUUGUCCUCAUCCCAGUGUGCUGGUCUGCUAACACCAUCAUCAGGGACUUCUACAACCCCAUCAUGACCAACGCUCAGAGGAGGGAGCUGGGGGCUGCUCUCUACGUGGGCUGGGGCACUGCUGCUCUCCUCAUCCUGGGCGGGGCCCUUCUCUGCAGCUCAUGCCCACCCAAGAACGAAAGCCCAGAGUAUCCAGUCAAUUACGGUGCACCCAGGUCCCAAGGAGCACCCAAAUCCUACAUCUCACAGAAGUCCUACGAUGCCAGCCGAGCCUACGUCUGAAAGAUUCAAGGACGUUUUUUCUAAAAACUCUUCAGUUUGAGUUCUGGCAGCACUGCCGGUCAAACGACUGAUGAACUGUAUAAAACUGGUUCUCCUGAGAAUCCAGAGCCUGGAGAGAAAGGUACAUCUGAAGCCAAAAACUUCUGGAUUAUCUCCAAGUGAUCAUAAAUCCAAUCGAGUUGGAGAACCUGCAUUACAAGCCACCUGUUGUGUUGACACACCUGUAUCGCAUCUCUUUGUGAUCAUUGCAAUAGAGGAGUAGAAAUAUGUGCACUAGAAUACUGUCACAUUAUUAGCAAGCUUUUCUUCAGCUCCACUGUGCAACUUUUGUUUGGUUAUAUUGUCUGUACAUAUUUAUAAUGAUGUCUUUUUAAACUUUAUUUGAAUUCCAUGUAACUAGAUCUCCCAAAAAUUGCAUAUUUCCUGUAUUUGUUACAUGGAGGGUCUACACUGGCUAAACAUCCUUACAUGAGUUCAGAUUCUGAUUUGUUCUUUGCGUUUUAAAAUCUUCUGUCUCUCACAGUAAACUAAACAAACAGCUUGACAAACCCCUCCAACUGGAAGAAAGAAAGGAAAACAAUGUUCCAGGUACAAAAGCUGCUUCCAACCGGCCUUAGAGGUUCUACCUGUUCUACAACCAGUGGGGAUUUUGUUUUUUUCUAAACAAGGAAAUUACUUUGACAACAUGUAAAGCUUUUAGAGUGACAUGCUGGAAUGUGUCUGCAUGGGUUCACACUUCUUUUGUAGGAAAAGAAUUGAAAAACGUCUGCUUUUGCGUGUAAUGAAUCUCAGUUGCAAUUUAGAUAAAAUAAUCUGUAAAAUAUUCAAAUGUGAGUGUAAAUAAACAAAUACAAAUAAACAAUACUUGGAGUUCUUGCUUUUUCUUUUGAAGAGGUUUAAAAAACUUAAAUGACAAUUAGAUCAUGUAUAUUUACUUCAGUUAUUGUUGCCACCAAAGUAUGUUUUAUAAAAAUAUAAUAAAAAAAUGAAGCUAAGGUUAUAUAACAGAGGGGAAAAAGGUUUUAAAGAAAAAA
Messenger RNA from Oryzias melastigma (Indian medaka), 1762 nucleotides. Its product is annotated as claudin-4. The record is from RefSeq and is a predicted model, not a curated record. Gene Ontology annotation, molecular function: structural molecule activity. Gene Ontology annotation, biological process: cell adhesion; bicellular tight junction assembly. The coding region runs from base 57 to 728 and encodes 223 amino acids. Gene Ontology annotation, cellular component: plasma membrane; bicellular tight junction. NCBI's taxonomy places the organism in Eukaryota, Metazoa, Chordata, Actinopteri, Beloniformes, Adrianichthyidae. The transcript has a single exon.